This is a messenger RNA of Colletotrichum graminicola M1.001, 804 nucleotides long. RefSeq names its product PRP38 family protein. The coding region runs from base 1 to 804 and encodes 267 amino acids. The record is from RefSeq and is a predicted model, not a curated record. Gene Ontology annotation, cellular component: precatalytic spliceosome. Lineage: Eukaryota; Fungi; Ascomycota; Sordariomycetes; Glomerellales; Glomerellaceae. The transcript has a single exon.
AUGAGCAAGCCCGACCUAGUCUACGCCGACGAGCGGCGCUUCCUCGACGAGCGCGGCUCCUCGGCCUCGCUGGCGCCCAACGGCGAGAACCCGGCCACGAUCAUGGAGAAGGCCGUGCGCGAGCGCAUCAUCGACUCGUACUUUUACAAGGAGCAGUGCUUCGCCGUCAAUGAGGCCGACAUUGUCGACCGCGUCGUCGAGCACGUCUCCUUCAUCGGUGGUACCUACGGCGUCACGCAGAAGCCCACGCCCUUCCUGUGCUUGGCCUUCAAGCUCCUGCAGCUCGCGCCCUCGGACGCCGUCCUCGAGACGUACCUCGGCUUCGGCGGGGACAAGUUCAAGUACCUGCGCGCGCUGGCGUGUUUCUACAUCCGCAUGACGAGGAAGCCGAGGGACGUCUACCUCCUGCUCGAGCCCUUCCUGGAGGACCGGAGGAAGCUAAGGCGGAAGGGCCGGCAGGGCGCGAGCCUGACGUACAUGGACGACUUCGUCGACGACCUCUUGACCAAGACGAGGGUGUGCGCGACCAGUUUCAGGGAGCUGCCCAAGAGGUCCGACCUCGUGGACCUGGACGAGCUGGAGGAGAGGAUCAGCCCGCUGGGGGAUAUCGACGAGCUGCUAGAGGAGGAGGAGGAGAGAAAGGCCAACGAGAGGGAGGCCAACGCCGGGGCAAACGGCGCGGACGGGUCGUCGGAGGGGGAGGUUGCGGAGGAUAGAAGCGGCGACGGCGAGCCGAUGGAUGUGGAGAGGCGGUCGGGAUCACGGUCGAGGUCGAGAUCAAGGAGCAGGCAGAGGUCCCCCUGA